GAGGGUAGAGAAGCAUUCUCUGCUGUUCGUGUCCCAGGAGAGCUCUUUCUUUUCUACUCACCACCCUCAACGAGAAGAUGGCGCUAAGUGGCACCAGUGGAGCGUUCCUGGGUGUGAAUGCAACGGUCACAUAUUUGGGGACUUCACCAACGCCAAUGAAUGGAAGUGACCAGGCCACUCCUGAAAAUAUCACGAUGGGGACACUGAUCUCGCUCUUGCUGAUUGUCAUCAUUUGCCUGGUUGGGCUGGCAGGAAACGCGGUGGUGCUGUGGCUCCUGGGCUUCCGUAUGCGGAGGAACACUUUCUCUGUCUACAUCCUCAACCUGGCGGGAGCCGACUUUCUCCUCCUUUGCUGCCAGAUUAUACGUUCUCUGCAGACACUCAUCUACUACUUCCAUUCCAUCCCCAGGUUUUUUAUCACUGUGUUCACCGUUGCCUACUUCUCAGGCCUGAGCCUUCUCAGCGCCGUUAGCACCGAGCGCUGCCUGUCAGUCCUGUGGCCCAUCUGGUACCACUGCCACCGCCCCACACACAUGUCGGCUGUCCUGUGUGCCCUGCUCGGGGCCCUGUCCCUGCUGCUGAGCAUCCUGAAAGGGAAUUACUGUGGCCUCCUGUUUAGCAGUUUAUAUCAGGUCUGGUGCCAAGGAUUUGAUUUCAUCACUGUUGGGUGGCUGAUUUUCUUAUCUGUGCUUCUUUCAGGGUCCAUCCCUGUCCUGAUCACCAGAUUGCUGUGUGGCUCCCAGUGGGUGCAGCUCACCAGGCUGUAUGUGACCGUCCUGCUCACAGUGCUGGUCUGCCUCCUCUGUGGCCUGCCCUGGGGAUGCAUCCACUGGUUCCUCAUAUACUGGAUUAAGAGUGGUUUAGUUGCGUUCCUCUUUCCUCUUUACCUGGUUGCUCUUGUCCUGUCCUGUAUCAACAGCUGUGCCAACCCCAUCAUUUACUUCUUCAUUGGCUCUUUCAGGCAGCAAUGGAGGAAGCGAAGGCAGACCCUGAAGCUGGUUCUCCAGAGGGCUCUGCGGGACUUUCCUGAGGGGGAUGAACAUGGAGGAAGUCUUCCUCAGGAAACCCUGGAGAUGUCGGGAAGCAGUCUGGCCCCCUAA
Molecule: messenger RNA, 1100 nt
Organism: Hipposideros armiger (great roundleaf bat)
Lineage: Eukaryota; Metazoa; Chordata; Mammalia; Chiroptera; Hipposideridae
Product: mas-related G-protein coupled receptor member X2-like
Exons: 3
Coding region: 78-1100 (340 amino acids)
Biological process (GO): G protein-coupled receptor signaling pathway
Cellular component (GO): plasma membrane
Molecular function (GO): G protein-coupled receptor activity
Source: RefSeq, a predicted model, not a curated record